AUGGAGAGCUUCCCAAAUGAGCUAUUCUCCACAUCAUCGCUUUUCUGUCGUGAACCCUCGAUCCGGGCACUAGCACAAACAAACGGCCCUCUUUACUCCAUUUGCUCCCCAUGUCUCUAUCAUAAUAACGUGUUGCAUGGUAAUAACACUGCAUUGGCCUGGGAAGCUGAGCAUGGAAAUAUCGUCACAUUGCAAAAGGCAUCAGAUGCCGGUGCUCCUUUACCUGCAAGUUCAGGUCCCGGCCCAACCACGUAUGGCCCUGUUGUGAACGCGUACGGCAAAAUCAUCCGAGAACGAGUCUACCAGGAUUUCCCGACCCGUCUUGCCUCUCUCGCCGCCAAGGGUGGCCACGAGGAGAUGCUUAGAUUCACGUUAUUGGCCCUCGCCGCUAUUCAUGACCAUACUUCGCUCGUUCGCUUCUUGCUCAGUCAGGGUGCUCGCCACAAUAUUCGCAGUCAUGGAAGCCACUGCCCUAUGUGGCGGGCGGCGUUCCAUGGGGAUGAAGAAAUUGUCGCUCUCCUCCCUGUAGAUGUGAAGAAGCGUUGGGCAGAUGGCUUUAUCGAGCAGAUUCAAGAUGGGCUUUGGGCUGCCAUGAUAGGAGGUCAUCAAUCAGGGGUCCAGUACUUGGUUGAGCGCCAUGACGCAGCAGUGAAUUGGUACUACGGAAGUUCCAACAUCCCAACCCUCAUCCUGCGAGCAGCUAAAGAUGGGAGGGCCGAUAUUGUACGGGUCCUUCUCCAGCUCGGGGCCGAAGUCAACGGUGGCUCGUUGCCUUCAGCAGCACGCAUCUAGAAGCCUCUGAUGGUGGCAGUAAGACAAGGCCAUUACGAGGCUGCUGAGAUCUUGGUACAGCGGACUCUUCCAAUUUUCUGCACAAGCGCGCUGGCACUAUGCGUGACAUAGCAACCUC
Molecule: messenger RNA, 910 nt
Organism: Penicillium brasilianum
Lineage: Eukaryota; Fungi; Ascomycota; Eurotiomycetes; Eurotiales; Aspergillaceae
Source: the annotation of a GenBank genome assembly